Molecule: messenger RNA, 2289 nt
Organism: Pezoporus occidentalis (night parrot)
Lineage: Eukaryota; Metazoa; Chordata; Aves; Psittaciformes; Psittacidae
Gene: DARS2
Product: aspartyl-tRNA synthetase 2, mitochondrial
Exons: 17
Coding region: 179-2107 (642 amino acids)
Biological process (GO): aspartyl-tRNA aminoacylation; lysyl-tRNA aminoacylation
Cellular component (GO): cytoplasm
Molecular function (GO): ATP binding; nucleic acid binding; aspartate-tRNA ligase activity
Source: RefSeq, a predicted model, not a curated record
UUGUUCCCCGCUGGUGCCCCAGCCUCCUUCCCGGGAGGUGGCGUCCCGGCGCAGGGCUCCCCUGGGAGGGAGAGGUUGAAGCUGGUGGGCUGGAGCUUUUCCUUCUGUGUCUGUAUUCGUAACGACUCGCAGGUUUGUGACUGUCCCCUUUUGUCUAUGGUUCAGGUGCAGCUGUAGGAUGGCACUGUCGUGGGUGCUGCCCGAGCUGGCCCGAGGGCUUACCCGGGCGGGCUACGGGCGGGCUCUCCUCAGAGCGGCCUCGGCCUCUGCCUCAGCGUCGGUAGCUCCAGACUUCAAUAGUUUUGUCACUCGGACAAAUACUUGUGGAGAGCUGCGUUCUGCUCAUGUGGGACAAGAGGUCACACUGUAUGGAUGGAUUCAGUAUCAAAGACAAAGCCUGUUUCUGGUUUUGAGGGAUUUCCAGGGACUGAUCCAGGUCAUCAUUCCACAAGAUGAGGCACAUUCCCAUGUGAAAAAUCUUUUGUCUAAUGCCCCGGUGGAGUCUGUUGUUCGAGUGACUGGAAUUGUGUCACCUCGACCCCCAGGGCAGGAGAAUCCGAAAAUGCCAACAGGGGAUAUUGAAGUGAAGGCAGAGACUGCAGAGAUCCUAAACUCCUGCAAGAAGCUGCCUUUUGAAAUCAAGGAUUUCAUCAAGAAAUCAGAGGCCUUACGGAUGCAGUAUCGCUACUUGGACUUGCGUAGCUUCCAGUUACAGUAUAACCUGAGGCUGAGAUCACGCAUUGUGAUGAAGAUGCGGGAAUAUCUAUGUAACCUCCAUGGGUUUGUGGAUGUAGAAACUCCAACACUCUUUAAAAGAACUCCAGGGGGAGCAAAAGAAUUCCUUGUACCCUCAAGGGAAGCGGGCAAGUUCUACUCUCUACCGCAGAGUCCUCAGCAGUUCAAGCAGCUCCUCAUGGUUGGAGGCCUGGACAGGUACUUUCAGGUUGCUCGCUGCUACCGAGAUGAAGGUUCACGGCCUGACAGGCAGCCUGAAUUCACUCAGAUAGAUAUAGAGAUGUCAUUUGUAGAUAAAGCUGGGAUCCAGAAACUGGUGGAAGGCCUCCUGCAGUAUUCCUGGCCUGAGGAAAGAGCCUCCAUUUCAACUCCUUUCCCUUCCAUGACUUACGAGGAGGCACUGGCUGACUAUGGGACUGAUAAACCAGACACUCGUUUUGGGAUGAAGAUAGUGGAUAUCGGUGAUUUUCUACAAAGAUCGGACAUUCCGUUUGUACAGAAUGCACUCAGUUACCCACAUGGCACUGUCAAAGCCAUUUGUAUCCCUCAGGGAGUGAGAUACUUUAAAAAUAAAAAUUUGGAGUCACUAAAGGAGUCUGCAAAAUCCCAGUUUAACCAGGAAAUCGUGGAAAUUAUCUGCAGGCCUGAUGGAAGCUUGAAGUCUCUGCUCACAAGGUUUCUUGGUGAGAAGCAGCAGUCACAACUUGUCCAAGCACUGAACAUGCAGGCGGAUGAUGUGGUGCUGCUGGCUGCUGGUGAAGAAAAGCAAGUGUGCUCUGCAUUAGGAAGCCUCCGGUUGGAGAGUGCUGACCUCCUUGAGGCGGCUGGGCUGGUACUCCGUGAUCCUGCAGCUUUUCACUUUCUGUGGGUGGUGGAUUUUCCCCUUUUCCUCUCAAAAGAAGACAAUCCCACUGAACUGGAAUCUGCUCAUCACCCUUUCACUGCCCCUCAUCCUUCAGAUACCAGCCUCCUCUAUUCUGAUCCCACAAAGGUCCGUAGCCAGCACUAUGACCUUGUGUUAAAUGGCAAUGAAAUCGGAGGUGGUUCCAUCAGAAUUCAUAGUGCAGAGCAACAGCGUUUUGUGCUGGAGAAAGUGUUGAAGGAGGAUUCUGAGGUGCUUUCCCAUCUGCUUGAGGCUUUGGAGCUUGGAGCUCCACCUCAUGGAGGAAUUGCUUUAGGACUUGACAGACUGAUCUCUCUCAUUGUUGAUGCUCCAAGUAUCCGAGAUGUUAUUGCUUUCCCUAAAUCCUUCAGGGGACGAGACCUGAUGGGCAAUGCUCCAGACUAUGUCACUCCAGAAGAACUAAAGCCAUAUCACAUCCAGGUUUCCUGGCCUCUAGAGGAAAAAGAGGCAAAGAAAAAACUGACUUAAAGACAGUGAUGUAAGCUGAUCUGUAUAACUAGAGGUGCUUCUGAAUUAAGUUCAGAAGACAUGAAUGGGAGGGUGAGGGACAGUACAACUCACUGUACUAUGACAGUUUCAGGAUUGAAUGGGAAAUAGGGCUCCCUGAUAGGAGUUCACCUUUAGUUGGUAAUAGAAAGGAGAGCUAGAAA